Messenger RNA from Syzygium oleosum, 1280 nucleotides. Its product is annotated as UPF0496 protein At4g34320-like. Lineage: Eukaryota; Viridiplantae; Streptophyta; Magnoliopsida; Myrtales; Myrtaceae. The record is from RefSeq and is a predicted model, not a curated record. Bases 59 to 1144 code for a protein of 361 amino acids. The transcript has 4 exons.
CUAGGAACUAUAGAGUCUCAUCAAUAACUUGAACUGCUAAAGCAAAAACCAUAGGUCAAUGGCAAACUCCAACACCAGAAGAAACCCUCCAGCGGUUCCCUCAUCAACAGGCGCCAAUUCAAUACCCAAAGUCCAGUACCCAAAGGAACUCAUCAGCUCGUACGGAGCAGCGUGCGAGUCCAACCCGGAUUUGCGAACCUUCAAUGCUAACCUCCAAGUGAGGACGAACCAAGUCCUCAGCACUCUUGCUUCCGGGGUUGAUGUCCAAGCUCUCUCACUGGAUUCUCUGAAAGAGAUAACGGAGUGCCUCUUGGAGAUGAACCAGGAAGUGGUCAAGGUCAUCUUGGAUAGCAAGAAAGACAUCUGGAGAAAUCAAGAGCUGUUCGAGCUUGUUGAGUGCUACUUCAAGGAUAGCUUGCACACCCUCGGUUUCUGUGCUGCCCUUGAGAAUUGCUUGAAGCCUGCGCGCGAUGCCCAUUUGCUGGUUAUCGCUUCGCUUCAUUGCUUCAAAGAAGAAGAUGGGGAGGGAUGUUGCAGGUACUCAAACACCUUGGAGAAAUUGACCAAAUUCAGGGAGACUAGAGACCCCUUGACUGAGUUCUUCGAGAUCUUUCAGAUUAUCCACAAGCAACAAAAGUCCAUGCUCGAGAAGUUGCAGAUCAAGAAGAAGGAGAUUGACGAGAAGCUCAAGAGCAUACGCACUUGGGCGAUUGUCUCAAACAUUAUACUGAUUGCGACUUUCCAAGCCAUGCUGAUCUAUUCGGUCGUGACUGCUGCAGUGGUUGCUCCGCCAUUCACUGCCGCUUUAGUGGCUGCAGUUGCCUUUCCCAUGGAUUCGGUGGGCAAGUGGAUCGAUUCCCUUUGGAAGAAUUAUGAAGAUAUAUUAGAGGGAGAGGAGGAGGUGAUCAACUCAAUGCAAAUCUGUACCUUUGUUACUCUCCAGGUCCUGGACACAAUCAGAGUUCUUAUUGACCGUUUGGAGGUACAGAUCAAGAGCCUCUUGCAGAUAGCUGAUUUUGCGAUUGACGGGGGACCAGAGGCAGUGAAGCUCGGAAUAGAAGACAUCAGGAAGAAGCUGAGAGAUUUCGUGAAGGAUGUCGAAGAACUGGAAAAGCAAGCCGAUAUGUGCCUCAGAGGAUUAUGAAGCCCCCCACCAAUUGAAAUGGUGCCCCUGUAGUGCCAUGGAGAACUGUUGCUAAGGGUUUGUUUCAUUGUGAAGGAUGUUAUGUGAACCUCAAUUGCAUUGCCUUCUUAGUUCAAUAAAGUGGAAGACAUCAACA